This is a messenger RNA of Cicer arietinum (chickpea), 426 nucleotides long. Its product is annotated as cell wall / vacuolar inhibitor of fructosidase 1-like. Gene Ontology annotation, biological process: negative regulation of catalytic activity. The record is from RefSeq and is a predicted model, not a curated record. Gene Ontology annotation, molecular function: enzyme inhibitor activity. Lineage: Eukaryota; Viridiplantae; Streptophyta; Magnoliopsida; Fabales; Fabaceae.
AUGACAUUAAGAUCAUCAAUUAACCAUAGAUCCAAAGAAGACAUUGCUGGAUUUGCUCGUCUUACCCUUGAAAUUGUCAAUGCUAACGCUUCAAUAACAUUGGACCGCAUACAAAAGGGUUAUUACGUGCAAACUAAGGAUAAAGAACAAAAAGAAGCUAUGAAAGAUUGUCUUGCAUCAUACAACAUGAUAGUUAAUGUACAUUUGAAAGAAGCUCUAAAUGCUAUGAACAAAGGUGAUUAUAAGAUUGUUAAACAAAGAGCUUAUGCGGCUGGUAUACAAGCUGAGACAUGUGAUAAUAAAUUCAAGAACUCAACUAUGAAGCCUUUAAAGGAUACUAACCGAUAUGUGCAAAAUCUAUGUGCUAUUGCUAUGUCGAUUAUUAACAAAUUGCUUUUGCCAAAUCAACCAACUUCAACUUAUUAG